CCACAGCACGCAGCUCUCAGCGACAAGCGCCCCGACAGCGGCGCUGCAGCAUACGGGACCCAGCACGCAGCUGUGGGUCCGGGCCCGGCGCUGCCUGCCAGGGCGUCUCCCGGCCCGUCGCUUAUUUAACCCCGGGGGCGGGGCGGUGCUUACACAACGGCGGAGAGGCGCCAUGUCCUGGUACCGGAACACCGUGUGGUUCCUGACGGGGCUGCGGGAGUACACCAGGAGUGGCUAUGACUCUGCAUCCAAACACUUUGUUCCGGCAGAUUUGGAGGUAAAUGUAACUGGAAGAUCCUUUAUGAUUACUGGAGCAAACAGUGGUAUUGGCAAAGCAACUGCAAUGGAGAUAGCAAAGAGAGGUGGCACACUUCAUCUGGUUUGCCGAAAUAAAGAGAGAGCUGAAGAAGCUAAAAGAGAAAUAACAACAGAAACUGGUAAUCAGAAUAUCUUUUUGCACAUUCUGGAUAUGUCUAAUCCCAAGAGAAUUUGGGAGUUUGCUGAAAAAUUCAAGACUGAACAUAAGUUAAAUGUCUUGAUCAACAAUGCAGGCUGCAUGGUAAACAGAAGAGAAUUAACAGAAGAUGGACUUGAAAAGAACUUUGCUACAAAUACCUUGGGUACAUACAUUCUCACAACUGCUCUACUGCCUUUGCUGGCAAACGAAGAUGAUCCCAGAGUUAUAAUUGUCUCUUCAGGAGGGAUGUUGGUUCAGAAAUUGGAUGUAUCUGAUUUGCAGUCCGAACAUGUAACAUUUGAUGGUACAAUGGUUUAUGCCCAUAACAAGAGACAGCAAGUAGUCUUGACAGAACAAUGGGCUAAAGUGCACAAAAACAUCCAUUUCUCUGCUAUGCAUCCUGGCUGGGCAGAUACACCAGCGGUGAGAUCAGCGAUGCCAGAGUUCUAUGAAAAGAUGAAGAACAAACUGCGCACAGAGGCUCAGGGAGCCGAUACAGUAGUAUGGCUGGCAAUCUCACCUGCAGCAGCUAAGCAAACAAGCGGCCUGUUCUUCCAAGGCCCACUCUCCUGCAUGUGUUCAGCAGCAUCGCAAUGGUGUCCUGGACCUGGAGUUACCCUUGACCAGCUAGUCGUCCAGAGCUUGACCAUCUAAGGAGAGGUCCUGGAUGUACUAUUGGACCUCCAUCAACAAGUCUGAGGACUGCAGCCACACCGCCCUCCUCAUCGUUAUGGCUGAAGCCAUGGUCCGUGCCGCAGAAUCAGCCCCAUCCAAUCCUUCCUGCAGCGCCGCCCUCACCACUCCCCACCCCUCUUCCAGGAUGGCCUGGAACUCUUUUCUGGGGUCCUCCAGGAAGGAAUCGGCAAAUUUGGCCAUCGAUUGCCAAAUAUUAAAAUCAUAGGGUCCCAAUAGGGCCUGAUUCGCCACCCUCAGCUGUAGCCUUGAUGUAGAAUAAACCUCUCCCCCAAAAAGGUCCAAUUUCUUUGCCUCUAUUUUUGGGAGUAGAC
Messenger RNA from Gopherus evgoodei (Goodes thornscrub tortoise), 1464 nucleotides. It is a transcript of the gene DHRS12, whose product is annotated as dehydrogenase/reductase 12. Bases 173 to 1111 code for a protein of 312 amino acids. The transcript has 11 exons. The record is from RefSeq and is a predicted model, not a curated record. NCBI's taxonomy places the organism in Eukaryota, Metazoa, Chordata, Testudines, Testudinidae.